AUGACCAACGCCCUGUAUACGUCCGUUAAACAAGAUGAUGAGCAUGAAAUGCCUCCUUCUCCUACUACCCGUAAAUAUUCAUAUGGUCCAACAACAAUGGACACUUGCAUUCCAUUCGAUGAGUAUAUUAACCUGAAAAAACUCUUUGGGAAGAGUACAAUUGGAAAAGCAGUGGAGAAACAACUCGUUCGAACGCGAUAUCUAACGUCUCGAUUGGAUGGAGAUAAUCUUCGAAUGGGAUUAAAUCGUGAUUUAGGAUUUUCAGCAAUUCAUCGAACCGAGAGUGUACGACGUGUGGGUGAAAUCGCAGCUUUAUUUACUCAAUCAGUAUCAGUUGCAAUGAAUCGAGAUGUGAAAGGAUUGUACAAACGUGCGACGAAUGGAGAAAUUAAAGACUUUACAGGCAUUUCAGCACCGUAUGAAGAACCAGAGAAACCAGAUAUUUAUUUAAAUACGUCCUGUCAAUCACUUGACGAGGAAGUGAACAUUAUUUUACAAAGAUUAAAGAAAGAAGGAGUACUAACUGGUGUCACUCAUCUACCCAAUGGAUAUCCUGGUGUAGCAAUACCUGAUGGUGGUAACGCUGUUGCUACAUUUUCAACAAUGUAUCCAGAUCAGCCACAUUUCUCUCGUCCGGAAAAUUAUGAUACAUUACCUCGUGUGCUUCUACGUGAUGAGGAUAUCCACUGGUUGCAGGUCAUUGGCGAGGGCUGGGCUGCACCUCUACGUGGCUUUAUGCGUGAAGGUGUUUAUUUACAAUCUCUUCACUUUAGCAGUGUACUGUUCGACACGGAUAACCUUACUGAUGGCCAGCUAUCUCUUGACAAAUCCACCAACUUUUCAGAAUAUUUAAAUGAAUUGGUAUCGAAGGGCCAGCGCGUGAACAUGCCUGUGCCCAUUGUACUUCCGAUCAACGACGCUGCAAAGAAGCUUAUCGGCGAAUUUAAGCAAGUGGUAUUGGUAAGCCCGUCUGGCGAAGAGCUUGCUUUGCUCACUGACCCUGAAGUUUACGAUCACCGCAAGGAGGAGCGCAUCACACGCACGUUUGGUGCCAUGGACAACGGUCACCCGUACAUUGCUGAGAUCUUAAAGUCGGGUGAGUACCUACUGGGUGGUGAGAUUAAGCUGCUGUCUCGCAUCAAGUAUAACGAUGGUUUGGACCAGUAUCGCCUGACCCCGAUGGAAUUGCGCAAGCGCUUCGAAGAAAUGGGUGCCGAUGUUGUGCUCGCUUUUCAGACGAGAAACCCAACCCACGCUGGCCAUGCUUACUUGAUGAAUAACGCCCGUGAGCAGCUUCUUGCGCAUGGAUACAAGAAUCCUGUGCUAUGGCUGUCUCCUCUUGGUGGGUGGACAAAAGAGGAUGAUGUACCUCUUGACGUGCGUCUGCAUCAGCAUGAAGCAAUUUUACGCGAUGGUAUGCUGAACAAAGAGAGUACUGUGCUUGCCAUCUGGCCUUCUCCGAUGAUCUACGCUGGUCCUCGCGAGGUGCAAUGGCAUGCAAAAAGUCGGAAGAAUGCUGGAGCAAGCUUUUUCGUCGUCGGACGUGACCCUGCUGGCAUCAAGCGCUCAGAUGGCGAUAAGGACGACAUUUAUGCCGGCGACCAUGGUCGUUUCGUUCUUCGCAUGGCUCCUGGAAUGGAAGACUUCAAUAUUUUGUCGUUUUUCAAGGUGUACUACGAUGUCCAGGACCACAAGAUGAAGCCAAUGGACAAUAGUCGUAAGCAAGACUUUUUGUCGAUCUCGGGCUCGCGUAUGCGUGCGAUGGCACGUGAAGGUCUGCAAAAAUGCGAGGGUGAUCAAGUUCCUAUAGACUGGGAACACAAGCCGACGUGCGUUCCUCAGGGAUUCAUGGCAAAAUCUGGAUGGGACAUCAUGACUGACUACUACCAGAACAUCGACAGCUCGCGCUGGAUUCCAUUUGCCAUCCAGUACUCGAAACCUGUGGUGGAUUCUACACGUGCGUUCACUUCAGAGGGUACAUUCGGUCGCACCAACUACAAGCUUCACUUCAAGAACGACAAGGGCGAGAUGAUUUCUCCGUGGCACGACAUUUCGCUGCACCCGAUCGACUCAAAGGACAAUCGUUCGUACAAUUUCAUUGUCGAGAUUCCCAAGGGUAUUGCGCACAAAAUGGAGACAUGGGAAGAUCCGAGCGUGAAGGACGAGAAUGGCAACGGUGGUGAUAACGACCCGUUGGAUGUAAUUGAGAUUGGUGCGAAGCAGUUGCCAAUGGGUUCAGUGAAUCCAGUCAAGGUUUUGGGCAGUCUAGAGCUCGUUGAUCAGGGCGAGGUUGACCACAAGAUUCUAGUGCUGUCUCUCUCCGAUAAAGAUGCUGACAAGAUUAAUAGCGUAAGUGAUUUGCAGAGCGUGAAGCCUGGCGUGUUGGAAGCGUUGAUGGAUUGGUUGAAGAAGUACAAAAUUCCAGAAGGCAAGUCUGAAAACAUGUUUUCCCAAGAAUACCCAACGUCUGCGGACAGAGCCAUUGAGAUUAUAGUGGAUACGCACAAGCGAUGGCAAAAGCUUAAGACAGGCGAGAUAAGUGUCAAGGAAAGGUUGUGGCUUCACUAA
Molecule: messenger RNA, 2568 nt
Organism: Peronospora belbahrii
Lineage: Eukaryota; Oomycota; Peronosporomycetes; Peronosporales; Peronosporaceae
Source: the annotation of a GenBank genome assembly